Messenger RNA from Amphibalanus amphitrite, 1164 nucleotides. Its product is annotated as cell wall protein DAN4-like. The transcript is spliced from 2 exons. Bases 1 to 1164 code for a protein of 387 amino acids. NCBI's taxonomy places the organism in Eukaryota, Metazoa, Arthropoda, Thecostraca, Balanomorpha, Balanidae. The record is from RefSeq and is a predicted model, not a curated record.
AUGGCGAGUCGGGUGACCUGCGCCGGCCUCUGCAUUCGCCACGCUCCGACCUGUCAGGCGGUGGAGUACCUCCCCUCUGAGACGGUGUCAGGAGACCGGUGUCGUCUGUACGGCUUGGCAGCGAGCGGAGCAGCCUUGGCCUCACCUCCUGGAGGUCUGGUGGUUGGUCCACAGCCGCGAACUGUCGAGAGCACUACAUCAACAGUGACGGAGACGACAUCAGAGGGAUCGACGACAGGUACCGGUUUAACGACUGAUGCGGGAAACGGAGCUGACUCGUCCACCACGACUGAAGUAGUCAGGACAUCAGCGGUUUCAGAGACAAGUCCAUCCCAGACAACAGACACGUCCCAGAAAACAGACACGUCCCAGACAACAGGCGUGUCUCAGACAACAGACAAAUCCCUGACAACAACACAAACGGUAACGACGCCAGCACCAACGACACCAGCUUCUACAACGACCCCUUCACCAACACCAGCUUCUACGACGACUCCAGCACCAACAACAACACCAGCACCAACGACGACGACACCAGCACCCACGACGACGACACCAGCACCAACGACGACACCAGCAGCAAAAACGACGCUAGCACCAACGACGACUCCAGCACCAACAACGACAACGACAAAACAAUCGCCAACAACUCCAGUGCCAACGACGACAACGGCAAUGUCGACAACAACGACACAAGGGUCCACCACCACACCGGCGCCUCCCUCGGAAACGGGCCGCAUACAGAGCUACAAGGGCCAAUACUACUACUUCUCCACCGAGACGGAGCGGGCCGACCAGGUAAACCAGCGCUGCUCGCAGCUCGUCCCAGAGGCCAGGGCCGUGUCCAUCGAGGCGACUUUGGAGAACAAUGAAAUUGUCAAGAGAAUCAACAGCGAUACUCUCAUUGGUCUGCAGCGAGCGUCUGUCAACGACAACUGGUAUUGGGUAGACGGUAAAACCUACACGUACCGCAACUUUGCGACCGGUGAGGAGACGAACGCCGAUCCCCAGAAACUGUAUGUCUAUAUGCAGGCGGGCACCGGCCAGUACGUGGCUACCACUGCUGAGACGAGAAUGCUGUUCGUCUGCAAAGACGUCGCUGCUACGACUAUCGGUGGUGGUGGUGGGUCCAUGGGUGGUGGUGGUAUGGGGUCGGGGAAGUAA